AGUAGUCUGCGGACUGUCUGUGAGUUAACAUCAAAAAUAUUUCUCUCAAAAAUCCCUGAAUAUUUUGUUCAAAUAAAAAAUUUCCAGCAGGAUUGUUUCAUCUAUUCAAAUAAUUUCGAGCAUUAAAUCUCAUAGCACAGUUAUUGUGGUAAGCGAAAAUCUUCAGCGAAAAAUAAACGCGACAUUUAUUUUGAGAUACCGGACAUAGCAUUGAGAAGUGUGACACUUUCCUCCAGUAGGUAGGCUUUCUGACAACCAAAAAGUUUGGUUCGUAGGCUGGAAUUCUAACAGGAUUUGUGUUCAAAAAAGACAAACGAUUGGAAUGUGACAGGAAUAAACUCAACAUUGAAUAGAAAUGAUGAAAAUAUGGAUUGUGUUGACGUUUCUUCUCCUCCACGUCCUGUCUGAUUCCCUCGGUGCAGAUGACGACCUCAUGCCCGAAAUGCCAGAACUCUCAUGGUUAUCAUCCAUGCUGGAGGAUAUCUCGCUGAGAGACAAUAAAGUCAUCAAGAUGCCCUUAGGUCUGCACCCUCAGGCCUAUGGGUCAAUCACACCCAUCAAUCUACCCGAAAGGGUUGUCACUCAAACCAAACCUCCACAACACAAUAAUAACAACAACAUAAACAACAAUCACAACAACAAUAACAACCACAACCAUGUCAGCAAUAAUAAAGAGGUAUCAGAAACGGAUCUGUAUCUACUAGGUGCCAUAGAGAAGCUUGUGUACCGCGUUGAUCUGAUGGAGAAGAGGCUGCGCAGAACUGAGGAACUUAUCCAUCAUGUUAUGGACAACACAGUCAACACACAGAGAGAAGAUCCAUGUCCAGCCAACUUCACGAGAGUGCAGAAGAACUGCUAUCACUUCAGUGACCGACAAUUCAACUGGAAAUCUGCGUCUUCAAUGUGCAAAAGCCUGGGCUCCAAUCUGAUGGAGUUGGAGACUGCUGAGGAGUACACAGAUCUUGUCACCUACAUACAAUCCGAUCCGUAUUUCAGAGGCAGAGAAUACUGGACAGGCGGCCUAAACCCAGGUCUGCUGUGGAUCUGGUCAAACAGCGCCCAGCCCGUGCUGCCCAAAAACCCCAACCUGUCCCGACCUUCAGAUGUUGUCCACAGCUCGGGCAAUGGCCGCUGUCUCAAGCUGACCUACCACAACAUCGGCAAGCUCUACCAGUAUUACGGCGCCGACUGCUCGGCCAGGCUCCACUAUGUCUGCGAGCAUGAGGAGAAUACCACUAUCAGGGCACUCAAGAGGAUACACAAGUCACUCGAGCAGAGGAGGAGUCUUUAGUGAAAUUAGAAAAUGAUUACGAUUCUACCACAAGUAUUUUAAAGCUAACACUAAUGAGAUACUACACAAUAAGCUUCGGUUGACUUGUGUGGAUAUUUGAAUCCGUCCCUCCAAAAACAUAAACAUACCACUAAUGAAUGAAUGUUUAUUACAGUAUUUAUUCUCCAAAUUUUACCGUCUUUAACCUCAAAAUUGUUUCAGUUUCAGUUUAUAUUUAUCUCAAAUAUGUGUAACGCUAGUUCGCCUCCAAAUGGUGCACAUUGGUUAACGUUAAAUGGACCAUAGUGUGGUCCACGUUAUAAUGGCAGUGAAGAAAGAUAGGAAUACAACGUUGCCGAUCCUU
This is a messenger RNA of Nilaparvata lugens (brown planthopper), 1634 nucleotides long. Its product is annotated as C-type lectin domain family 12 member B-like. The coding region runs from base 356 to 1291 and encodes 311 amino acids. The record is from RefSeq and is a predicted model, not a curated record. The transcript is spliced from 6 exons. NCBI's taxonomy places the organism in Eukaryota, Metazoa, Arthropoda, Insecta, Hemiptera, Delphacidae.